Photinus pyralis (common eastern firefly) is the source of this 991-nucleotide messenger RNA. RefSeq names its product SUN domain-containing protein 1-like. The coding region runs from base 61 to 891 and encodes 276 amino acids. Gene Ontology annotation, biological process: nuclear envelope organization. Gene Ontology annotation, cellular component: meiotic nuclear membrane microtubule tethering complex; nuclear envelope. The record is from RefSeq and is a predicted model, not a curated record. Gene Ontology annotation, molecular function: protein-membrane adaptor activity. The transcript has 7 exons. Lineage: Eukaryota; Metazoa; Arthropoda; Insecta; Coleoptera; Lampyridae.
CCGACAAACACCUUCACUCGAUGAAUUACGUGCUGGUGGUCUCACCGUGACGUAGGAGCAAUGAAUUUUCCACCCCCUUGCCGAGAAGGUGAUGAAGAAGCAAACCGAAGAAGCUGCAAAUGCACGAAUCUCUUUUUAUUAUGUGGCGCGUCGGUCUUUAUUUUAGUAUAUUUUUAUGUACGAGUUACUGACGUUCAAACGUGUUUAUACGAAAUGCGAAACCAUCUUCUAGGCGGGAAAGGCGGGGCGUUGAGUGCUGUCGGCACACGUGGCGCACGUGGUGGUGGCGGUAUGCUCGAUGAUAUACAGCAGGCAUUGCUACAAUAUGAUGCGGAUAAAACGACUAAGCCAGAUUUUGCCUUGGAGUCCGCCGGUGGCAGAAUUAUAUCCGUGGGUGACACCGAGCAACAUGAAUCGAGUUCCAGGUCCUGCACUCUUUUUGGCAUACCCAUAUGCCAAAGCUCCAAUGGUCCUCGGCAAAUACUACAGCCCGGUGUCUUGCCUGGAGAAUGCUGGGCCUUCAAGGGUUCAACAGGCUACGCACUAAUAAAGUUGUUAGGUCCAGUUUUCAUAGAUAGCGUUAGUAUUGAACACAUUUCAAAGGCAAUUUCACCAACUGGCAAAAUUGAUACCGCGCCAAAGGAGUUUGCAGUUAUCGGAUUAGACUCCGAGGAGGAUGACGGUGAUGGCGCAAAUUUGUUGGGUGAAUUUGUAUAUGACAUCGAGGGUCUUCCAUUGCAAACAUUUGAAACCUAUUCUAUUGACAGAUCAUUCGAGUACAUCGAAUUUAGGGUCUUCUCGAAUCACGGAAAUCCCAUUUUCACAUGCGUCUAUAGGCUACGUGUUCAUGGAACUUUGGAGAUAACCAAUGCAGACGAUAACGAGCUUUAAGCACGCAACAGCGCUUUUGCGCCGUUUAAAGUAUAUAUUUUCUGUAUAUUAUAUGUACCAAUAGUUUUAUAGCUCUAUACAUUAUAUUAAAGUGACAUAA